Messenger RNA from Prunus armeniaca (apricot), 402 nucleotides. The record is from the annotation of a GenBank genome assembly. NCBI's taxonomy places the organism in Eukaryota, Viridiplantae, Streptophyta, Magnoliopsida, Rosales, Rosaceae.
AUGGCGGCGGCUGCGAGGAGCGCGAUACUUAAGUACCUGAGAGUUCCAGUUCCGGCUGUGCCAUCAAACCCUAGCUCCACCACCCCUCUCUUUCUCUCCCCUUUUAAUGCCAUACGACGCCGUCUCUUCUCCGAGGAGGUCAGGGGCACCUUCCUCGACAAAUCCGAGGUCACCGAUCGUGUUAUCUCUGUCGUCAAGAACUUCCAGAAAGUCGAUCCCUCCAAGGUUACACCAAAUGCUCAUUUCCAGAAUGAUCUUGGAUUAGAUAGUUUAGAUGCUGUGGAGAUUGUGAUGGCUCUUGAAGAGGAGUUUGGGUUUGAGAUCCCUGAUAAUGAAGCUGACAAGAUCAACUCAAUUGGUCUUGCUGUGGACUUUAUUUCUUCUCACCCUCAGGCAAAGUAG